Messenger RNA from Erinaceus europaeus (western European hedgehog), 9414 nucleotides. It is a transcript of the gene ITGA2, whose product is annotated as integrin subunit alpha 2. Gene Ontology annotation, cellular component: external side of plasma membrane; integrin complex. Lineage: Eukaryota; Metazoa; Chordata; Mammalia; Eulipotyphla; Erinaceidae. The coding region runs from base 110 to 3640 and encodes 1176 amino acids. Gene Ontology annotation, biological process: cell adhesion mediated by integrin; cell-cell adhesion; cell-matrix adhesion. The transcript has 30 exons. Gene Ontology annotation, molecular function: integrin binding. The record is from RefSeq and is a predicted model, not a curated record.
GGAGCUGCCCGGUAACUUUUCCUGCUCUCACUCUCACUCUCACUCACCCUGGCCGGGGAGAGAAGCCACGGGACGGCGGAGCCAGCCCAGUCUCCGGGGCGGGUUCAGGAUGUGGCUGGGGGCGGCUGGGGGCGCGCUGCUGCGGGGGCUCCUGCUGCUCGGCCCAGGCAUUUUGAAUUGUUGUAUGGCAUACAAUGUUGGACUCCCAAAAGCAAAGAUAUUUUCUGGUCUUUCCAGUGAACAGUUUGGUUAUGCAGUACAGCAGCUCAUAAAUCCAACAGGCAACUGGUUACUGGUUGGCUCACCCUGGAGUGGCUUUCCCAAGAACCGAAUGGGAGAUGUAUAUAAAUGUCCUGUUGAUCUAUCUACUGCCACCUGUGAAAAAUUGAAUUUGCAAACAUCCAUCAGCAUCCCUAACGUUACUGAAAUCAAGACCAACAUGAACCUUGGCCUGACACUCACAAGGAACGUGGCAACUGGAGGAUUUCUUACAUGUGGCCCACUCUGGGCACACCAGUGCGGCAGUCAGUAUUAUACAACUGGCGUUUGCUCUGAUGUCAGUGCCGAUUUUCAGCUCUUGGCCAGCUUUUCACCUGCAGUUCAGGCCUGCCCUUCCCGCAUCGAUGUUGUGGUUGUAUGUGAUGAAUCAAAUAGCAUUUAUCCUUGGGAGGCAGUCAAGAACUUCUUGGAAAAAUUUGUGAGUGGCUUGGAUAUAGGUCCCGGAAAAACACAGGUGGGGUUGAUUCAGUAUGGCAAUAAUCCAAGAGUUGUGUUUAACCUAAACACAUUCAAAACCAAAGCCGAAAUGAUUAAAGCAACAUCCCAGACAUACCAACAUGGUGGGGACCUCACAAAUACAUUCAAAGCAAUCGAAUAUGCAAGACAAAAUGCUUUUUCAGCUGCUUCUGGUGGGAGAGCAGGUGCCACCAGAGUCAUGGUAGUUGUGACGGAUGGAGAGUCUCACGAUGGUUCAAAGCUGAAAGCUGUGAUUGAGCAAUGCAACAAUGACAACAUACUGAGGUUCGGCAUAGCAGUCCUUGGGUAUUUAAACAGAAACGCCCUUGAUACUAAAAAUCUAAUAAAAGAAAUCAAAGCAAUUGCCAGCGUUCCGACAGAAAGGUACUUUUUCAAUGUGUCUGAUGAAGCAGCCCUGCUAGAAAAGGCUGGGACCAUAGGAGAACACAUUUUCAGCAUUGAAGGCACUCGGCAAGGGGGAGAGAACUUCCAGCUGGAAAUGUCACAAGUGGGAUUCAGCGCAGAUUUUGCUCCUCAAAAUGACAUUCUGAUGCUGGGGGCCGUAGGAGCAUAUGACUGGAGUGGGACUAUUGUCCAACACACAUCUCGUGAGAACUUGAUAUUCCCUAAACAAGCCUUUGACCAGAUUCUGCAAGAUAGAAAUCAUAGUUCAUACUUAGGUUACUCUGUGGCUGCAAUUUCUACUGGAAAAGGCAUCCGUUUUGUUGCUGGUGCUCCCCGGGCUAAUUACACGGGCCAGAUAGUGCUGUACAGUGUAAAUGAGAAGGGAAAUGUCACAGUUAUUCAGUCUCAUAGAGGUGAUCAGAUUGGCUCGUAUUUUGGAAGUGUGCUGUGUUCAGUGGAUGUGAAUAAAGACGGCAUUACAGAUGUGCUUUUGGUAGGUGCGCCAACAUAUAUGAGUGACCUAAAGAAAGAAGAAGGAAGAGUGUACCUGUUUACUAUCACAAAGGGCAUUUUGAAUUGGCAUACAUUUCUUGAAGGUCCCAGUGGAGUUGAAAAUGCUCGGUUUGGUUCAGCAAUUGCGGCGCUCUCUGACAUCAACAUGGACGGCUUUAAUGAUGUGAUCGUUGGCUCACCUUUGGAAAAUCAGAACUCUGGAGCUGUGUACAUCUAUAAUGGUCAUGGGGACAGCAUUCGCUCAAAGUAUUCCCAGAAAAUUCUGGGGUCUCAUGUAGCCCAUCUGCAGCUGUUUGGGAGAUCCUUGGAUGGAUACGGAGAUCUGAAUGGAGAUUCCAUUACUGAUGUGUCUGUGGGUGCCUUUGGUCAAGUGGUUCAGCUUUGGUCACAGAGUAUUGCCAAUGUGUCUGUAGAUGCUUCUUUCACACCAGAAAAGAUCACUCUGGUCAACAAGAAUGCUGAAAUCAAUCUCAAACUCUGCUUCAGUGCUCAGUUUAGACCUUCCAAGGGGAACAAUCAAGUGGCCAUUACAUAUAACGUCACACUUGACGCAGACCGGUACUCAUCCCGAAUCACCUCGAGGGGUUUAUUUAAAGAAAACAAUGAAAGGUUCCUGCAGAAGAACAUGGCGGUCCAUGCAGCACAGAGUUGCUCUGAGCAUGUCAUCCACAUACAGGAGCCCUCUGAUGUUGUCAGCUCUUUGGAUCUGUGUGUGAACAUCAGUCUGGAAAAUCCUGGCACCAGUCCUACCCUUGAAGCCUACUCUGAGACAGCCAAGGUCUUCAGUAUCCCUUUCUAUAAGGACUGUGGUGAAGAUGGACUUUGUAUCUCUGAUCUAGUUCUAACUAUACAACAGCUGCCAGCGGCUCAAGAGCAGCCCUUUAUCGUCAGCAACCAAAACAAAAGGUUAACAUUUUCAGUGACACUGGAAAACCAAAAGGAGAGUGCUUACAACACGAGAAUUGUCAUAAAUUCUUCAGAAAACUUGUUCUUUGCUUCCUGUUCUAUGCCGGUUGAUGGCACAGAAGUGACAUGUCAGGUUGCUUCAUCUCAGAGGUCUGUCACCUGUAACGUAGGCUACCCAGCUUUAAAGAAGAAACAACAGGUGACUUUUAUGAUUAUCUUCGAUUUCAAUCUCCAAAACCUUCAGAAUCAGGCAUCUGUCACUUUCCAAGCCUUAAGUGAAAGCCAAGAAGAAAAUGAGGCAGAUAAUCUGGUCAGCUUCAGAAUUCCCCUGCUCUAUGAUGCUGAGAUUCACAUAACAAGAUUCACCAACAGAAAUUUUUAUGAAGUCUCCGCAGAUAGAACUGUUCCUUCUCUUGUGCACAAUUUUGAGGACAUUGGUCCAAAAUUCAUCUUCUCCAUUAAGAUAACAACCGGAACUGUUCCAGUAAGCAUGGCAUCUGUAACCAUCCACAUCCCUCAGUACACCAAAGAAAGGAACCCACUAAUGUACUUGACUGGCGUGCAGACUGACCAGGCUGGUGACAUCAGCUGUAACGCAGAAAUAAACCCACUGAAAAUUGGACAAACAUCUGCUUCUGCAUCAUUCAAGAAUGAAAAUUUCCAGCAGAUAAAAGAUUUGAACUGCAGAACAGCUUCCUGUAGUAAUUUUACCUGCUGGCUGAAAGACCUUCAUGUGAAGGGAGAAUACUUUCUUAAUGUGUCUACCAGGAUUUGGAAUGGGACUUUCGCAUCAUCCGCUUUUCAGGCAGUCCGGCUGACAGCAGCUGCUGAGAUCGACACCUAUAACCCUGAAAUAUAUGUGAUAGAAGAAAACUCCAUCACGAUUCCCCUUAUAAUUAUGGAGCCCUCUGAGAAAGCUGAAGUACCAACGGGAGUUAUAAUAGGCAGUGUAAUUGCCGGACUCCUUUUGCUGUUAGCGCUGGUUGCAGUUUUGUGGAAGCUUGGCUUCUUCAAAAGAAAAUAUGAAAAAAUGACCAAGAAUCCAGAUGAGACGGACGAGCUGACAGAACUCAACAGCUGAACUCACCCAGCUACCACUGCAGUGAGCAAGGGUGCUUCACAGCCAGGGGUUACUAGUUGCUUGAAUGGAUUUUUUUUGUUAAUUCCAGUUUUAUUUUUCUAAUGUAAUAAGUAAACUAACCUGAUAUUUUAUUUGAGGAGAACUGCAGGUCAGUUUGCAAAGAAGACAUUUGGGGUGGGUGGGGGACUAUCAAGGGUUAAAAAAAAAAAAAAAGGUCUUAUUUUCUAUGGAGAAAAAGUACUCAGUGCUGGCUGGCCCAGAGCUUUCUUUUUUUUUCUUUUGCCUCUAGGGUUAUUGCUGGGGCUCAGAGCCUGCACUGUGAAUCCACUGCUCCUGGAGGCCAUUUUUUCCCCCUUUUGUUGCCCUUGUUGUUGUAGCCUUGUUGUGGAUAUUAUUGUUUUUGUUGAUGUCAUUUGUUAUUGGAUAGGAACGAGAGAAAUCAAGAGAGAAGGGGAAGACAGGGGGAGAGAAAGACAGACACCCGCAGACCUGCUUCACCACCUGUGAAGCGACUUCCCUGCAGGUGGGGAGCUGGGGGCUAGAACCGGGAUCCUUAUGCCGGUCCUUGUGCUUUACGCCACGUGCACCUGACCCACUGCGCUACCGCCCGACUCCCUCAGAGCUUUCUUAAUAAUGUGCAUUAUGUCAGGAGCAUAUAGUGCUUUUAAACAGAACAAAUGUUCAAAAAAGUAUAUAACUUUCUUGGAUCUUUGGAAUGGGGGGGGAUCCAGUUGUUUAAGAAUAAUUGCUAUAGCUUUUGAACAGCAACAACCAAAGUGUAAGUACUUGACAUACACAGCUAACUAACUAGGACCUUGAUGUUAAUGACAAAGAAACUUCUACUUAGGCUGCUCACCCAAAGCUGGCAGGAUGUUUUCAGUGAUUUUGAGUUUGUUUAUGAAAUAGGUAAAAAAAUCUACUGUUGUUGGUCCACACUGCCUCCCCUGAGCCCCUUCUUGCUAGACUUCACUCUUUACACCAUGUACAAAUAACAAAUGAGAGAGUCUAGAGGUAGCCUCUUGCAGAAGAAAACACCAGUUAUACUGAGGAAAGGGAGUCAUUUGGAAGUCAAGACACAACAUUUUGUUAAAAAUUGAACAUAAAAUAAUUUAUCAUCUCUAACAAUAGUAUUUAUGGAAAAUCCUGGAGGUCUAAAUGCUAGAGACCUUGUUCCAUUGUCUUCUAGCAAGUACCUAAUUACUUUUUUUUUUUUUUUUGAGCCCUACUCAGCUCUGGCUUGUGGUGGUAUUAGGGAUUGAACCUGGGUUCUUGGAGCCUCAGACACAAGAGUCUUUUGCAUAAUCAUUAUAGUAUCUCCCUUCCCCACCAAGCAGAAUUUUUGAAAAGCUAGUAAUAUCUUCAGCACCCUGGCUGCUUAAGUACUAAGCCAGCUGUUCCCCUGCCUCCUGGUUUCCCAGCUUCUUAGAGGCCACUCUGCCUUCCAGAUGCAUCCGCCCUUAACCACUCACCCAGCCUCCCUUCCCCUCCGGGUAGCUACUCUUUAUCAGGUGUAGAAGGAGAAUGAUAUCUGCUUAAUUUCCAUGCUUGUAAGAAUGACUGUAUAAUCUCCUUAACUAGGAGCAGUUAUUUUUAUUUAUUACUAAACAAGUAAGAAAAAUAAUAGUGCAUUUGUAAUGACUGGAAUUUCAGGCAUAUUGUAGACAAAGUACAAUAAAACGACCACUCAGGAAUUUGCAUGAAAGUACAGGGAAACACAGAGAACCACUGAAGAGCAGCUGUGCCCUGUGGGCCUGCCUGUUUUCAGAAUGCUUACAUCUUUUUAAAUGUUUUUAUUGUCUUUAUUUAUUCGAUAGAGACAGCUAGAAAUCGAGAGGGUAGGAUAGAGAGAGAGGGAGAGAGAAGGAGAGACACCUACAGCCCUGUUUCACCACUUGCAAAGCUUUCCCUCUGCAGGUGGGGACUCGGGGCUUGAACCCGGGUCCUUGAGCACUGUAACAUGUGCACUCAACCAGGUAUGCCACCACCUGGUCCCAGAAUGCUAAAUCUUCCAGAAGAAUAUAUUGCACUGGGGCAAGUCUGUACACAAGAUGGAGUCUUAGGCCCCAAGCACAGAGCCUUCUACUGGUCUGAGUAGGAGGCAGCCCAGGACUGUAGCCAGCAUCCCAGCCACCAUGAUGCAAACAAACCAUAGUGUGGGCAACACCCCCCAGUUCUGAUUCUGUACAUGUUUUUCUGUUUCUGAUUCCACACAUCCUCUUGGAGAGAGUGGGGGGUUGGGUGGGAAGGGCAGAGACAGAGGUGGUGGGGACUGUCAGAGGGCUCUGGUCAAGUCACUAUACCUCUACACUUGAGUGUCCUUAUUAUGAAAUGGGAAGGCUGGAUUGGAGCUCAGCAGUGUGCCAUUUUAACUUUAAAAGCAAAGGAGGAAAGGAGGGUGUGGGUGGUGGUGCACCUGGUUGAGUGCAAAGGUUACAAUGCUCUAGGACCUGGGUUCGAGUCCCUGGUCCCCACCUGCAAGGGGAAAGCUUCACGAGUUGUGAAGCAGGGCUACAGGUGCCUCUCUGUCUCUCUCCUUCUGUCACCCCUUUCCAUCUAUGUCUGACUGUCCCUAUCGAAUAAAUAAAGAUAAUUAAAAAAUACAGGCAGGAAAAAAAAAUCUAAGAAUAGGAGAGACAAACAAGUGUUUUUCCUUGUACAUCCACUCCUUGAAAGGUAUCUGCAUGGCUGACAAUUUAGUUUACUUUUGACAAGACAGAUAAGAAUGGUUAUAAAAAGUUAGGGCUUAUGUGGCACACCUGGUUAAGUGCACAUAUUACCAAGCACAAGGACCCAGAUUCAAGCCUCUGGUCCCCACCUGCAGGGGCAAAACUUCACAAGCAGUGAAGCAGGGCUGUAGCUGUCUGUCUUUCUUUCCUCUUUUACCUGCUCUUCUCUCUUAAUUUAUCUCUGUUCUAUCAAAUAGAAUAAAGUUGGGGGGGAAAGUCAUGGCUUUAUAUCAAAAACAGAGUGGCAACUCUAGUCAGAUGUGCUAGAACUUGAUCCUAAUAAUAGCUGUGUAUAAAACUGUCAUUUUUAGAAGAGUAGAAACUGGUCAUAGAUCAAAGCAUAUUUAAUGAACCAAGUACCUACUGGGCAUGCCAGUCCUAGGUUUCUAGUGAACUGUACAGAGCCUGCCGUUCUUUUUAUUUUAUUCUGCCUCUCAGAUAAGCACAAAAAUGAGCUUACAUGCACACAGUGAGCUCGAGAAAUUUGGCAAGAAGCAAUUCAGUUCCUCUGCCUUGAUGAUGCUGUUUUCAUAUCUCUGAAUAAGCUAAACAGAUAGCCAAUUUUCUUAAACUAGGAUGGGGCCUCUCAACCUUGGCCAGAUAAUUUUUUUUCAAUAUUUUAUUUAUUUAUUUAUUUAUUGGCUAGAGACAGAGAAAUUGAGAGAGGAUGGGGAGAGAGACAGAGAGACACCUGCAGCACUGCUUCACCACUCAUGAAGUUUUCCCUGCAGGUGGGGACCAGGGGCUUGAACCUGGGUCCUUGUGCACUGUGAUGUGUGCACUCAACCAGGUGCACCAGCCUGGCCCUGCACAGAUAAUUUUAAUGGAAGACUGUCCCAUGCAUUGCAAAAGGUUCAGCGAUAGCCUUGGCUUCUACCUACCAUGUCCCAGGGGGCACUGUCCCCCUUGCCAUAACCAUUGAAAGCGUCUGCAGAUGUUGUACUUGCUUCCUGGGAGGCAAAAUCAUCCAGCCUGAGAACUAGUGCACCACGAGCCAGUGGCCCACAUAGAUAACUUGUGCUCCCAGAGCACACAUGUGAGCCGGAGACUCCAGUGGUGACUAUUUUCAAGCUCUGUUAAGCAAAGGUGACUGCAGGCUCUCGAAUAAUAAAGUUGUGUCAUUCAGUGGCAUAUCUGCUAGGAUACUAAUGAGGAGAAAUCUCAGAUGACACAGAAUGAAAAAUGCUUACUGGAGAGCCUGGCUUUAUUUUUUUUCUAAGUUUUAAUUUUACUUACGUUUUUUAUAUAACAAAACACGGGGCAAUUUUGUGAAAACCCGUUAACAAGACAGAUACAUAUAAAUCAAGGACAAUGACCUAAGGAGGGGAGAAGGGUGCUGCAAACUCCUGACCUCACACUUCUAGCCUCCCCCCAAAAAAUGUGAUAAAGUGAUCUGUUGUUUAAGCCACUCAAUCUAUGACACAUUGCUAUGCAAGCAGUUAGAUAUGAAAUAUAUUUUUUAAAAAAAAUACAAUAAUUUAUACAUGUAUAUAACAUUUCUCAAUUUUCCACAGAACAAUUCAAACCCCUCUAGGUCCUCCGACAUUAUGUUCCAGAGCUGAACCCCCCUCAGCCUGGUUUUAUAAUAUAGCAUCUUUGUUUAUAGCACCAGCUAGCAAGACACCAUGCAUGAUUUAAAUGAUCACUUACUGUAUUCAUCUAAGAACUUAAAGAGAAAAACAUUGUUUUUCUCUUAAUAGAAUAGAAAUAGGAUGCAUUUCUAUUCAGCCAUGUUUUUGUUUAAACAGGAUAGAGGAUACAGGGUUUAAAAGUUUCCGUUUCACAACUGGGUCUUAGACUGUUUAUACAAUGUGAUAAAACUGAGUGGCUGGCUCUGGCUAUGGACACCACAGAGUAACUUUAGGAUUGCAUGUGGAGAGAUGGUAUUGAUAUUUGAGACCAUGCAUUGUUUGCUUUAGCGGCAAAAUGAGAACCUCUAAAUCAGUAGAUUUUUUUUUUUUUUUGCAGCUGGCAGUGUUAUUUUUAUACAGUAAAGGAAGUUAUUCACUGUGAAAAGUAAACUGAAGUCACUGUAUCAGAACUACACAAGUGAUUACAUUUAAAACUGUUAGAAAUGUAGAAUUUUACCGUGUGCUGAUUUUGAUAGGAAGCUGAAACUAUUUGUGAAAAUCUCGUAAAUCAUUAGGCCGAAAGCAGGACUUCUCGAUCUGAGUUGCCUGGUUCAUUCUUAGCAUUUCAAGUUACUCAUGGCAAAUAACUGUGUGCAAAACCUUUGAGGACGGCUUCUUCACUGUAAGUGGAAGCAUAUUCAUUUAUUCAAACUGACAGACGAAAAGACCUAGAAAUAAAAGAAAAACAUGAGGAUAAAAUGUGAAAUAAGUAAAAAAACGCUAACUAAUUUAAAUCUUAAAGAGUGAAAAUGGGGUGAGGGUAGAUAGCAUAAUGAUUAUGCAAACAGAGUCAUGCCUGAGGCUCCAAAGUCCUAGGUUCAAUCCCCCACACCACCAUAAGCCAGAGCUGAGCGGUGCUCUAGUUAAAAAAAAAAAAAAGAAAAAAGAAAAAAAAAAAACCUGAAAAUGUAGCAAAUGUGUAAAUAUAAAAUGAUGGUUUCAUAUGGGCCUGAUUUAUUUUGACAGAUAAACUGUAAAUGUAUAUAUUGCACAACUAUUAGAAUUGUAUAGUUUUAAACAGAACUGAAUGGAUUAUUUUCCUUUAUUCAAAAUGAAUACAUGGGGGGGGUGUAACUCAGUGUAAACCAUUUGACUGCAAAGUGAACACAUUUUUAUAAAGCUGUAGUAAGUAUAUUUACUUUUUUAAAAUUAACUGGUUUGUCUUUUAUUUCGGCACUAAGAGUAUAAAAGUAAAUGUAUACAUGUUCGUAUUUCUUGUUGAACAAUUAAUUUGAUUUCUGAGAAGCAAAAGUCCCAUCAGAGCAGUAACAAACAGGUUUAGGGAUUUGGGUUUUUUUUUUUUUUUUUUUUUGGUGAAAAAUAUGAAUCCACAGUAUUAUUUAAUUAUAAACUACUCUUUUCACAUGUUACUUAAUAUGUACAAAUUGUUCUGAAAAUAAAUCUAUUUGCUGCUUUG